AUGCUCAUCUGUCCCGCUCAACUAGCAAAACGUUAUGUUACCAAAGAAGAAGAACGACGAAUUUUAGCGAAGAUCAAUAACCUAAUACAAAGCAAUCAAUGGUUUGAUGCCUUACUUAGGAUUAUCGGUAACGUUUCUAGUCUGUUAAAACAUAUCUGGUUGUUUAGGUUUAACUUUAUGUGCAGUCUUAUUCUGCUUUUAGAUGAUGUUCAACAUGAACUUGAAGGCGAGCCGAAAGGUCGCACGGACAUUGGAACUAUUUCUUUACUAGUUUCAGUGAUUGUCGCCUUUGUCUUGUGUCUCGUUAUUGCCUGUUGUGUGUGCGCAUUCAGAUGUUUCGGUAAUUUGAAGUCAGACGAAAACGAUAAGGUGAGAAAAGCUGUGAAACGCGUCGACAGUCUUAGAGCAGAAGUAAUGAGACGCGGAAGUCAACUUCGACGAUCAUUUUCAAGAUCGCCGAAAUUUCCUCUCGUUAAAGAGGGAGAAGAAAUGCGAAACCAGUUUUUUUCCGAUGCUGAUACAACAGUAGUCUGA
Messenger RNA from Enterobius vermicularis (human pinworm), 534 nucleotides. The record is from the annotation of a GenBank genome assembly. Lineage: Eukaryota; Metazoa; Nematoda; Chromadorea; Rhabditida; Oxyuridae.